This is a messenger RNA of Helicoverpa armigera (cotton bollworm), 2474 nucleotides long. RefSeq lists its product as uncharacterized. The record is from RefSeq and is a predicted model, not a curated record. NCBI's taxonomy places the organism in Eukaryota, Metazoa, Arthropoda, Insecta, Lepidoptera, Noctuidae. The coding region runs from base 618 to 1949 and encodes 443 amino acids. The transcript has 9 exons.
UCAUCUUCAGAGAUGGCGACCCAAACAUAACAACGAUGACCCGAUACCGGCCGCAGCACCGAAAUGCCACUCAAUCAUUAGGCAGGUACGCCGCAAUUUCUCCACGCGAAUGUCACGGUAAUGAACGCGUCGCGGCGCUCGACGGAGCCCAAUUCUCCCAAUAAUCCGACGCCAAUCAACUAUAUAGAUCACGAGAUAGUUCGAGGCGGUUCGGUGAUCGUGUCGUGAGAACGAUAAGACACAGGCGAGCAGGUGGUUCCCUCCCCGGCCAUGGCUAACUGUUCCACCAUCAUCAACGGAGCGAGCCGAGCGCGCCACCGCGCAGUCCCGAGACACCGGCGCAGCACGCGGGCCGCACUCGACUCCACCACCGCUACCGAAUUGUUUGCAACUUGCGCGGGAAGCUUACCGGCGACUGUUGUGUUGCGCUAUAGGACUUAUGCAGUGCCAGUGAAGAUACAACUAUACUUGACGCAUAAAAUAACAGUGUUUAUUUGUUUGAUCGGAUAGCUAAUCCGAAUUGUUGGGCGUAUUUUUUUUGUAUUUGAACGAGUACGGUAAUCGGGGCAGAUAGCAUUAACGGUUGGCUCCGCGCUCGAGUGUGGCAGACCGCAAGCAUGACGAGCGCCGGCGAUUGCGCUCUCGUGCUCCUCCUAUUGUUGCGGACUGCAUUCGCACAAGACUACGAUGUGACGGAUAUCCAGUGCACAUUUGCGAGCGGAGGCACCGGUUUGCGGGAUUCCGUCGCAGCCCUGCUGAGGAAGCCAGAGGGGUUCAGGGGUGCUCCACUGUUCGCCGAUGACAGGGCCACGGACCCUGUAGCCGACCCUGUCUGCCAAAUCCGACCUGAGCCUGAAGACCCCACCGGUCUACUGUACAGGCUACGGAUCACGGAUUUCUCGAGAUGCGGCGUUCUCAAACGAAACGGUUUCGUCCACGUGCGAGUAUGGUUCCCGCAAUUCCCGGGCGUGGUGAUGCAGUCAGACCAGGAGCUGAUCAUCAUGUGCAAGCCGCCAGAACCCACCAUCAUUGAAAACAAAGCGGCAGGCUUCGCCGGAAGUUUUCCCCACGGAGCCCGAGUGUCCGGCGUGGUGGAAGAGACGCCAGGCCGCUUGGAGUACGAAGUGGCACUGUACAAGGAGGCGCCGCCAGUGACCAGGCACAACAACCAUUCCGUUGACUUGCCUGUCGAUCAGGUAACUGGUGCGGUGCCAAUCGGCACGAAGCUGCAGCUGCGUGCGCGCAUCAACCCGGACUCAGCGUGGCGGCAUAUCAAACUUCUGGAGGUGGCUGUGUCGCCUGACCCGGAUCGCCCGCACGCGCCCGGAGCCGUGCUCCUCGUCAAAGACGGAUGUAGGAACCGUGACUUCGCGUCUAUCAUACCUCACCAGCCGGCCCGCUACCGGGAGCGGCACAACGAGGUGUUCCUAGACUUCGAGGCUUUCCUGCUCGCCUCCAUGAAGGAGAGGUCCACGCUCUGGAUACACUCGCAGAUCAAGGCGUGUAUGGACGCUGCCGACUGCCAACCAGACUACUGUUUAGACUUGUUUGAACCUUCAGGACACGGUCGCCGUCGGAGAUCGCUGCCGGAUGUUUCCCACAGCCACAACAUCACGAGUUCGGCAUUAACAGCUGACAACUCCACGACUCCAUUCACACGGUUCAAAGAGAACUUGGAGUACUCUGUCGUGAUGCCUGGCGAACUGUUCCAUAGGACUCCUAUAGAAGCUACUUGUGCAACCUCCAUGAUGGUAGCGGUGGCUUUGGGAGCGCUACUCUUCAUGUCUGCUUUGCUAAUGUGCUACUUAGCAACGAAACUCAACUCCACGAUGCUGAAGGCCAGUAAUCUCCAGUCACCGUCUGGGAAGGGUUUUGAACAGAUUCUAAGAGAGCUAGCGCAUCACUCAUUACCAGACACGGGCUACACCGGUCGUCCAACAGUGCAGUGAUAUUAGCUCUUCGUACCUAAUAUUUAGAAAAUGUGCUCAUUAUCUUAUUUUAAAUCUAUUUUCCUGAAUAAUUACCUACUUCGAACGUUUUCUAUUAUCAAAAAAGAAAUCCCAAAGAAUAUGCAAUGACUUGAAUGAACAAAACUUGAUCCAAUAAGUCCCUACACAAUGAUUUACACGUCACAUUGGUCAAAACUGCUAGCUAGGACAGCUUUUAGUGCCCUUGAAUAGCUUCUGUCGUGAGAUAUCGCACUCCUCUAAAGAUUUAACUAGGUUACCUUCAACGGCCUUUAAAUUAAAUCGUAAUUUAAAAAUAAUUUAUGUUAAUUUAAUUUAUAAAUACAUUUAAUUAAACUUAUGACUGAAAAAUCGCAAGUUUAACUUCAUGCUAAUUGCUUGGUAAUUUUUUCAGUCAUGACUGUCACAUGAAUAGUAUUAAUUAUUAAUUUAAUGUCUAGUAUUUAAGAAUUAAUUUAUUUGGUACUAAAGUUAUGAAUAGAAUAAAGAAAAUUAAAUUAAUUGUUU